CUUGCGUCGCUCCGUGGCUCCGCCCCUUUACCCAGACAUGGACGUUGCGUUGGCGUCUCUGUUUAUAUUUUUGGACAAACGGCGGGUUUAACUUGAAAUUCGUAACGAAACACAAGCUGGAAUAAACUCGGUCUUCUUUGAAACCGCUGGACUCACGUACAGGUCUGAGAAGAUGUCGUCGAUGUGGCAGCAGGAGCCGUCGGGCUACUCCCCCUGCAUAGAGAUCGACUCCAGCUCCGUUCGGACCAAAGACCGGCUCGGCUCUUCCAGCUGGCUGAAGCAGGAGCAGGAUGACCUGCGCAUCAUCAAAUGGGAAAGCUUCCAAACUGGAGGUUCGGCUGAUGCUGUCCAGGACAACACACCCAGCAGCGCCAUGUCUGCCGUCUCAAAUUUUGAUGGUUUGCCCCCGAGGGUUCUGCUGACCAUCACGAAGCUGCAGUGCAUGCUGGAGAGCAAGCAGGAGCGCAUCGCCGCUCUGGAGAGGCAGGUGGAGGACCUGAUGCAGGACCGCAAGUUCCUACGCAGCCAGAUCGAAAACCUCACGAGUAACCGCUCUGUGGCAGCGUUCGCCACCCCCUCUUCAACAGCUGAAGCUCCCAAAUCGAGCAAGGUGCAGCAUUCGGAAAACAAAUCUCGAAAGAGAGAAAGGGCUUCUUCUAGUUCGCUCGCCAGCAGCGACAGCGGCUCUGAGGCGUCGGACUCGUCGGGGAUGUCGGCGGCUUCGAGCGACCACAGGAGGAGGAAGCACCACAAGGACAAGAAAAGAUCCAAGAAAGGGAAGGACUACAGCAGGAAGAGAGCCACCGGUGUCCAGUACGUCAUCCAGCGCUACAAACAAGUCCUCUCAGCCUUCAUCAAGAAGAAGAGCAUGAGCGAGGCCUUCCGUCACCUCGGGAUCGACAGAAACACCAUCGCCAACACGGCGUCCAUCGCCGAGCUGCAUCUGGCUGGCAAAGACAUGGCGCCCCUAGUGGGCACGUUUCGCCAAGGAGAAGAGACUCUGGUAAAUUACGCUCAGCGGUGCACCUUGGUCAUCGACACUGACGCCGACCUGGCCAGAAAAAUCGACCAGAUGAAAGCCAACGGAGAGCUGCUGCCCAUCUCAGGGAAACGGUCGAGGAUGUUGCAUUCUCACAUGCAGCCACUGGGGGGAGCUCCAGAGAGCAUUUUAAUAGGUUGAUUGGCUUUAAUUGAUGCCUUUGCAAAGAGAAGCUGCUGUUUUAUGUAGCAUUCCUCUAAUUCCCCUCCAUGUCUCAACAGACCAGAUGUUUCUACGGCACAUUUUAUAACUCUAUAGCAACUGUAGCGGAUUUAGUCCUGGGAUGUUUUUAUUAUGAUUCAUUUUGUGUCUGCAGUAUUAGAAAGAUCCACAAGAUGGCAGUGUCGACAUGGUGGAAAAGAUUUGCUUCUCUUUUGCUGUUAGUUAUUUUAAAAUGGUGGUAAGGCCGUGUCCUUUUUCCGAUCUCUUGGUUUUUAUUGGAUGUAUUUAAACUGUCGAGAGCAUGUUUCAUGUGAUUUAUACACUGUAAGACAAAUAAGUUAUUUGAAUGAAACGUUGUUCCUAAA
Molecule: messenger RNA, 1566 nt
Organism: Nothobranchius furzeri (turquoise killifish)
Lineage: Eukaryota; Metazoa; Chordata; Actinopteri; Cyprinodontiformes; Nothobranchiidae
Product: coiled-coil domain-containing protein 106
Cellular component (GO): nucleoplasm
Source: RefSeq, a predicted model, not a curated record